CCCCCUCCCCAGCCUGGCGGCUGUAUUCGCUCCCCCGGGGCCGCAGGGGUGCCCGGUCGGCGGGGAGCUGCCGGUUCCCAGGGGGGAAGCCCCUCCGGUAAAGCCCAGCUCGCUGACCCUCACUAUUUCCUUUCCCGGAACAGGACCCCCACCCCAGGAGCGGAGCCGGAGAUGAUUUCCCACAUGGAUCAGAUGGAGGAAGGGUGGUUCUCCCGCCUCCACGCCUACCGAGGGGAGAGCCUUGCCCGGGGCACCUGUCCAGCUGAAGAUGGGCUUGUGGGUGAGAAAGAGGAAGAUGCCCACCAAGGCAUGCCCAGGCCAGUGGAUCCUGCGGGUUUGCUCUCAGGACUCUCCAAGGAGAACACUUCCCAGAGUCUUGCACAGGACCCUGUCCUCCCACGCAGGUCAGAAAGGGUUCAGAGACCUCUGGGGAAGAGGCAAAGCCGAGUGACGCUGCGUGGAAAAAGUUUCCGGAGGCUGCCCGAUAUUAUCCAGCAAAGAAAUCCUUCGGCGGGGAGACUGACGAUAUGCGGGGACUGCGGGAAGAGCUUCAGGGUGAGCUCCAACCUCGUCCAGCAUCGGAGAAUCCACACCGGAGAGAAACCCUUCUCCUGCGCUGAAUGCGGGGAGAGUUUCCGGCAGCGGUCGCAUCUCAUCCAGCACCAGAGAAUCCACACAGGGGAGAAGCCUUACGUGUGUUCCGAGUGCGGAAAGAGCUUCAGCAUGAGCUCAAAGCUGAUUCGGCACCAGGUAACCCACACUGGGGAGAAGCCCUAUAAGUGCCCCGAGUGUGGGAAGAGCUUCUCUGGGAACUCACAGCUCGUCCAGCACCGGCGAGUGCACACCGGGGAGAAACCCUACGAGUGCAGCGACUGCGGGAAGAGCUUCAGCGUGAGCUCAGCCUUGACACGACACCAGCGGGUCCACACCGGGGAGAAACCCUACGAGUGCAGCGACUGCGGGAAGAGCUUCAGCCAGAGCUCCGAGCUGAUGAAGCACCAACGAGUCCACACCGGGGAGAAGCCCUACGAGUGCUCGCAGUGCGGGAAGAGCUUCACCGUGAGUUCAGCCCUCAUCCAACACCGGCGGUUCCACAUGGGCGAGCGUCCCUACGGGUGCACCGAGUGUGGAAAGAGCUUCACCGUGAGCUCCCACCUCAUCCAGCACCGCCGCUUCCACACCGGGGAGCGCCCCUACGAGUGCAGCGAGUGCGGGAAGAGCUUCCUGUGGAGGUCGGCCCUGCUGCGGCACCACCGGGUCCACACCGGGGAGAGGCCCUACGCCUGCGCCGACUGCGGGGACAGCUUUCGGCAGAGCGCCCACCUCAUCCAGCACCGGCGCAUCCACACCGGGGAGCGUCCCUACGCCUGCGCCGACUGCGGGAAGGGCUUCACUGGAACGAAACGGACCGCCGUAGAGCCUGCCGCCCUCCGCCCAGAUCAAGGAGAGCUCUGGCCUUCCCCCCCCUGCCCCGCCGCAGCCUCCAGAGCCUCGGGAUUCCCUUCCUCAGCCCCUGCGCUGGGCCUGGGGCGCGGAGAAGCCAAAAGCCCGGGCUGCCUGGUGGGGGUGGUUGCGGGGAGGGGGGUGUGUGUGUUCCGGCGGGACCCCAUCGCUGCGAUCGGUCACUGAAACGGCCAAAUAA
Messenger RNA from Calidris pugnax (ruff), 1642 nucleotides. RefSeq names its product zinc finger protein 501-like. Bases 172 to 1629 code for a protein of 485 amino acids. The transcript has 3 exons. Gene Ontology annotation, molecular function: DNA-binding transcription factor activity; RNA polymerase II cis-regulatory region sequence-specific DNA binding. NCBI's taxonomy places the organism in Eukaryota, Metazoa, Chordata, Aves, Charadriiformes, Scolopacidae. Gene Ontology annotation, biological process: regulation of transcription by RNA polymerase II. The record is from RefSeq and is a predicted model, not a curated record.